AUGAUCAUUUACAAGGACAUCAUCUCCGGAGACGAGGUUCUCGCUGACACCUUCAACAUCAAGGAGGUCGACGGUGUCCUCUACGAGUGCGACUGCCGCAAGUACCUCAAGAGGAAGAAUGAGGACUUCGAGCUCGAGGGUGCUAACCCCUCCGCUGAGGGUGGUGAUGAGGAUGCCGGUGGUGAGGGUGAGGAGGUCAUGGUUCACGACAUUGAGGAUCAGUUCCGUCUCGUCUGGCUCAAGACCGAGGAGGGCAUGAAGCCUUCCAAGGAGCAUUUCAAGACCCACCUGAAGACCUACAUGAAGAAGGUUCUCACCAAGCUUCAGGAGAAGGGUGCUCCCGCUGAGGAAAUCGACGCGUUCAAGAAGGGUGCCCCCGCCGCUGUCAAGAAGAUCCUUGCCAACUAUGACAACUACGAUGUCCUUAUGGGCCAGUCCAUGGACGGUGAUGCUAUGCACGUCCUGAUUGAUUUCCGUGAGGACGGUGUCACCCCCUAUGCCACUCUCUGGAAGCACGGUCUCGAGGAGAUGAAGGUUUAA
Aspergillus thermomutatus is the source of this 540-nucleotide messenger RNA. Its product is annotated as translationally-controlled tumor protein. Bases 1 to 540 code for a protein of 179 amino acids. Gene Ontology annotation, cellular component: cytoplasm. The transcript has 4 exons. Gene Ontology annotation, molecular function: calcium ion binding. Lineage: Eukaryota; Fungi; Ascomycota; Eurotiomycetes; Eurotiales; Aspergillaceae. The record is from RefSeq and is a predicted model, not a curated record.